This is a messenger RNA of Scomber japonicus (chub mackerel), 2922 nucleotides long. RefSeq names its product phospholipid phosphatase-related protein type 4-like. The transcript has 11 exons. The record is from RefSeq and is a predicted model, not a curated record. Lineage: Eukaryota; Metazoa; Chordata; Actinopteri; Scombriformes; Scombridae. Bases 1 to 2922 code for a protein of 973 amino acids. Gene Ontology annotation, biological process: signal transduction; phospholipid metabolic process; axonogenesis. Gene Ontology annotation, molecular function: phosphatidate phosphatase activity.
AUGUCUCGUGCCAAGGAGCGGCUGAAAGGCGGGAAGGAGACCAAGGACAGUGUUACUCUGCUGCCCUGUUUCUAUUUUGUAGAGCUCCCUAUCCUGGCCUCCUCUGUUGUCAGUCUUUAUUUCUUGGAGCUGACGGAUUUUUUCCAGCCGGUGCAUUCUGGGUACAGUUGUAAUGACCGCAGUCUGUCUCUGCCCUACAUCCUGCCUAGACAGGAAGUCUGUCCACUGCCUCUGCUCUUCAGCCUGGCCUUCGCUGCUCCCACUGCAACUAUUCUUAUAGGAGAAGCUAUUCUGUACUGCUAUUUAUCCAGGAGGUCAACGGCCACCCAGACUGAAGCCAACAUCAACGCUGCAGGCUGUAAUUUCAACUCCUACAUUCGCAGGGCUGUACGCUUUAUAGGCGUCCACAUCUUCGGCCUGUGUGUGACAGCAUUGAUAACUGACAUUCUCCAGCUGUCCACUGGUCAGCACACCCCCUACUGGCUGGAUGUGUGCAAACCCAACUUAACCCACAUUAACAUGUCGACCUGUGAUGAGGCCUUUAUACUGGAGGAUAUCUGCUCUGGACAAGACAUCAGUCUCAUCAACGCCGGGAGGAAGUCUUUCCCCUCCCAACAUGCAACUCUGGCUGCCUUUGCUGCUGUCUACAUCUCAAUGUACUUCAACACGGUGCUGACAGACUCGGCUAAGCUGCUAAAGCCUCUCCUGGUGUUUUCUUUCGUCAUGCUGGCCAUCCUGGCUGGGUUAACCAGGAUCAUCCAGUUCAGAAACCACCCUGUGGAUGUCUACUGUGGAUGGUUACUGGGAGCAGCCAUCGCUGUUUAUCUGGGUGUGUAUGCGGUGGGGAAUUUCCAGCCCAGUGAAGAUCGGUCCAGAAGUCGACCGCCUCCCCCCACAUUGAGAGAACCCCCCCUGUCUUCUCUCCCCAAUGUCAGCCAGUCAGCAAUCAGCAACAGCCACCAAGGCCACCACACCCUGGCUCCCAGCCAACCAGAGCCCAUCAUCACAAGGACCUCAUCCCACACCUUAUCCCCCAACCCCGAGCCCAUCCUCACACGAAGUUCCUCUUACCGAGAGCAAUCUCUGAGCAAUCUGAAGAGAGCCAGCGCUGAGGUGGAGGUGAUAAGUCCGUCCAGUCCCCUAGGCAACCGUGACAAUAUGAUGACCUUCAGCAGCAGCACACUGCCGAGGUCCCAUGGAGGCUCCUCCCUGGAGGAGGGCCGUAUUCCUCGGCGUCACGCCUCCAUCCACACCUCGAUGGACUCGACCCGAUCCAAGCAGCUCCUCAGCCAAUGGAAAAAUAAGAAUGACAACAGGAAGCUGUCCCUGCAGGUGAUGGAUGGAAUUAGACCAACCUCCUCCUCUUCUCCUCAGAGGAACAUGGAACUGCGCUGCUCCUCUGAACCUUCUGCUAUGGGCCUGGAGGCAGAGCUCCGCGCUAUACACCUGCCUUUAUCCAUUGGCCAGGAAUCAGAGCUGCGUGCUGGGGGUCACAUCCCAGCUCAGUAUAUGAAACUAGCCGCUAGCUCUGUUCCUAUGGCCAAUCAUAACCACAUGACCCACAAUGGCAGCACAGGACUGGCUGGCGGGGCCAGAGUGUCCAUCCAGUCCCGACCCGGAUCCUCCCAGUUGGUUCACAUUCCUGAGGAGGAAAACCUCACCUGCAGGGAUCAGGAGAGCGAAUCAGAAGACAGCAUUAUGGACGGGGGCGGGUCAGUGAGAGAAAAGUGGCUGAGAGUGGCGGAGAAGACCACCAUCCCCUGUAGACCACUCAGUGCUGGAGGACAACCUCGUCUUAUGCAGGUGAUAGCCUUAUCCAAACAGCAGGGCCUGCUCCACUCUCCUCGGUCAGAGGAUGGUGGCAGCACUGUCAGCUGCACAGGAUCCAUCCGGUACCGAGCACUGACGGACCAGGACCCGUCACCACCUGCAUCCACUACCGGAGCAGUGGGAGGGGGAGGUUUGGAAAGAUCAGGUAGUAUAGUCCGUGUUGAAGCCCACCCAGAGUCAAGAGGAAACAAACCAGUGGUGAAACCUCCAAGCACUGACGGAAGUGGCUCUUGGCGAUGGAAACCACCAGAUCAACGACCGUCACUCCGACAGUCAGCUUUCAACCUCAAUGACCUGAACAGACAUACAGACAGCUGUGAUUCACUGAGGGAUGGAGGGUCACUGGACGGACGGAGGAGCGUGACAGGGACCGAGACAGAGAGUGAAUGUGGAGGGGAAGGUGGUGGAGGAGGUGUAUACAGCAACCAUCCACAUGUUGUACAUCCUUUACAUCCAUUGCAUCCCAAUAACCCCAGCAACUACCAGCACCCCAACUUCAACCCCAACAACCCCAAUUUCAACCCCAAUUUCAACCCCAACUUUAACCCCAACUUUAAUCCCAACAACCCAAACUACAACCCCAACAACCCCAACUUUAACAAUGUUCACACUAACUUCAACCCCAACUCUACCAAUUCCACUAUGCCGUAUACUCCCACCCCCAUCUUUGCUCCUCCGUUCCACCCCCACCCUCAGGCCAUCACUACCAUCAGGGUCACCCCGGUGGAAGGGACAGCUGCCAGCAGCGACGGUGGCUCAGACUGUCAGUCGGUUGCCUCGUCCAGCCGUGAGUCCACCCUAAGAAGGAAGAGCGGCAGCAACAUUGUCCACAUCCCCGAUCGAGGGCCCACCCCCGACCUCCACAACAACCACCAUCUCUGUGAUGACAGUAACCGCCUCGACAAUGAGAGCAGCAACCGUUUCCACGAGAACCUUCGAAGUUUUCAAGAAAACCCCAUGCACCCCAAUCACCCCAACAGGCAGAUGCAGGGGAUGUAUGGCCGUCCAAGCCCAACUCCUCCCCCUACCUUACCCCGCCCUAUCCUGACUCACACUCCACCUCCAACUCUUGGCUUGGCCUAUAAAGAAUGA